UAAAAAUAAUAAAGUACGAGAUGGGUUGGAAUUGAGUUUGAACGGUCAAAGAAGAGGCUGUCUUUGCCUUUGACUGCCAUCGGGGGAAGAGAAGGGAAGAUUAAAUAAAGCGCUCCGUCCGUGAUCUGGUCUGGUCUGUGGGAGGAAAUAGCGCCAGGAGGAGGAGGAGGUCAGGAGGAGAUUGUUGGAGUGGAGUGAAUCUGGACUUUGGUUUCCAUUUGCCUCUUUUCUUUUGCUGGUUUGGUAAGCUUUCACUUGAUUCUGAAAAAGAAGUCUUUUAGAUACAUUGUGAUUAGAGUCAUCGGAUGCUUGUGGGUAAAUGGCUUCUAUGAACAUGGUUCCAUCUUCUGGUUUGGAAAAAUCAAAGGGCUCUAAUGUUGGUGUUGAUAGUCUCCCAGAGGAGAUGAAGGAUAUGAAAAUAAGGGAUGAUAAGGAAGCAGAAGUUACAGUAGUUGAUGGAAAUGGGACAGAAGCAGGUCAUAUAAUUGUCACUUCUAUCAAUGGGAAAAAUGGCAAUCCAAAGCAGAAAAUAAGUUACAUGGCAGAGCGUGUUGUGGGUCAUGGGUCAUUUGGAGUUGUUUUCCAAGCCAAAUGCUUGGAGACAGGUGAAACUGUAGCUAUAAAAAAGGUUCUCCAAGAUAAGAGGUACAAAAAUCGGGAGCUACAGACUAUGCGACUUCUUGAUCAUCCAAAUGUUAUCUCUUUGAAGCAUUGCUUCUUUUCAACAACUGAGAAGGAUGAGCUGUAUCUCAAUUUGGUACUUGAAUAUGUACCAGAGACACUUCAUAGGGUCAUUAAACACUACAACAAGAUGAAUCAACGUAUGCCACUAAUUUAUGUGAAGCUCUAUAUGUACCAGAUGUGUAGAGCACUGGCAUACAUUCAUGGUAGUAUUGGGGUGUGCCACAGAGAUAUUAAACCCCAAAAUCUUCUGGUCAAUCCCCAUACUCAUCAGCUGAAACUAUGUGACUUCGGUAGCGCAAAAGUCUUGGUGAAAGGGGAACCAAACAUAUCAUACAUCUGUUCUCGGUACUACAGAGCUCCAGAGCUUAUUUUUGGGGCAACUGAGUAUACUACAGCGAUUGACAUCUGGUCUGUUGGUUGUGUUCUUGCUGAACUACUGCUAGGACAGCCUAUAUUCCCUGGUGAAAGCGGAGUUGACCAGCUGGUUGAAAUAAUUAAGGUUUUAGGCACUCCAACAAGAGAAGAAAUUAGAUGCAUGAAUCCUAAUUACACAGAAUAUAGAUUCCCGCAGAUAAAGGCACACCCUUGGCACAAGAUCUUCCAUAAACGAAUGCCUCCUGAAGCUGUCGAUCUUGUAUCUAGACUUCUACAAUACUCGCCAAACCUGAGAUGCACUGCUUUAGAAGCACUAGUUCAUCCAUUCUUUGAUGAGCUCCGGGAACCAAAUGCUCGCUUGCUAAAUGGCCGUUUUCUCCCUCCCCUCUUUAAUUUCAAGCCUCAUGAAUUAAAGGACGUACCAUUAGAGGUAGCAGCCAAGUUGAUACCAGAACAUGCUAGGAAACAAAGUGCAUUCGCUGGCUUAUUAUAAGUUGUUUGACAUACCAGUUUAAAGCCGCAUCCACUUGUUUAGAUCUAAGAUGGACUACUCCACCGAGGUUGGUGAGUUGGCUAGCAUCUGAAUUAAGGGUUCGUCAGAGUUAUUUGACACGAGGAUCGGAGACGGCCAUUGAUGACUUAACUAAUUCUAUGGAAUGAAAAGUGUGCCAUGAUGAAUUUAUAAUUUCUAAUUGAUGAAGUGUCAUUUGUGCGACGGGACUGCAUGCAACUGGAGUUUGGACUACGUUGUACUCUGUUUUUUAAUUUGUUGUGUUAGAUUUUGUAGUUUAAAAGAUGUAAUCUUGCGUCCUGUAUGAUUAUACUCGAGUUGUUUCAAUCCAAAUUCUUUAAUUGUUAGGUGUUAGAACUUAUCAA
This is a messenger RNA of Zingiber officinale, 1935 nucleotides long. Its product is annotated as shaggy-related protein kinase alpha-like. NCBI's taxonomy places the organism in Eukaryota, Viridiplantae, Streptophyta, Magnoliopsida, Zingiberales, Zingiberaceae. Gene Ontology annotation, cellular component: cytoplasm. The transcript is spliced from 13 exons. Gene Ontology annotation, biological process: signal transduction; protein phosphorylation. The record is from RefSeq and is a predicted model, not a curated record. The coding region runs from base 320 to 1552 and encodes 410 amino acids. Gene Ontology annotation, molecular function: ATP binding; protein serine/threonine kinase activity.